ACAUAAGGAACACACACGUACUAACACGGUUUUUUAACAAGUCUUUGAAUAUUUCUCAUUCAUUUCUCAAAUAUCUCUCUACAUUUUCAUACGUAGACUAUAUACAAUUCACAAAGUGUCAAAGCCUUAAAAUUUAAUCAUCAUAAUAUUAUUAUUCAUCUCCUGUUCGCUUUUGAUCACAAUUAACAAUUAAUUAAUUAUAUGGCUGGUCGAUAUAAUUACGAUCCUAAUCCUUUCGACGACGGUGAUGAAGUUAACCCCUUCGCUGAUCAAGGAGCUGGGAUAAAAGGCACCAGCAAGACAAAUAAAAGUGGAGGUUCAUUUUACACAUCAAGUGCUCCUUCUGCUCCAAGCGCUAGGCUUUCGCCUCUUCCUCAUGAACGGGCAGAUUACUACGAUUGGAAUGGCUCAAGUGACAUUCCUCUCGACUCUACUGCAGAUCUGAAGAAGAAAGAAAAGGAACUAAAAGCCAAGGAAGCUGACUUGAAGAGGAGGGAAGAGAUAGUAAAACGAAAAGAAGAGGCAGCCGCUCGAGCUGGUAUUGUUCUUGAGGAGAAAAAUUGGCCUUCAUUUUUCCCUAUCAUCCAUCAUGAUAUUGCAAAUGAGAUACCUAUUCAUUUACAGAAACUGCAGUAUGUAGCAUUCACGACGUACUUGGGGUUGGUCUUUUGUCUUUUUUGGAAUGUUAUAGCCGUCACGGCGGCAUGGAUCAAAGGAGAAGACGCGCAGAUUUGGUUUCUGGCAGUUAUCUACUUCAUAUUAGGGGUUCCACUUGGUUAUGUAUUGUGGUACCGACCACUUUAUCGUGUUUUUAGGAGUGAAAGUGCAUUUAGGUUUGGUUGGUUCUUCCUAUUUUACUGUUUGCACAUAGCCUUUGUGGUAUUUGCUGCAGUUGCCCCUCCCGUUGUUUUCAAGGGAAAAUCUCUUGCGGGUAUCCUAUCAGCUGUUGAUAUCGUAAGCGAUCAAGCCAUAGUUGGGAUAUUCUACUUUAUUGGGUUCGGGCUAUUCUGUCUUGAGGCACUUCUCAGCGUUUGGGUUAUUCAGCAAGUAUACAUGUAUUUCCGAGGGAGUGGUAGAGCUGCAGAGAUGAGACGUGAGGGUGCUCGGUAAGAGCAUUAAAGAAUCCAAGUGCAUUGUCUACGAUACAUAUAGAGGACUCGACUAUGCUCAUUAUAAGUUUGUUUGUUAUGGUGAUCUUGUUUGUUGAUUUUGUUGGAUGGAUUUUUUAUGAAGAUUUAUGUUAUUUAAUAGUGAAAACAUUGAAAAAUGGAAGGAACUGGUGGUUUUUUGCCUAUUGUAAAUUUGUCAUAUAACAUUUUGGUUCAUGUAUAUAUGUUCAUAAGAAAAGAGAUGGGUGAUUCUUGUUCUUGCCAAA
This is a messenger RNA of Erigeron canadensis, 1375 nucleotides long. RefSeq names its product secretory carrier-associated membrane protein 3-like. Gene Ontology annotation, cellular component: trans-Golgi network membrane; recycling endosome membrane. Bases 202 to 1110 code for a protein of 302 amino acids. Gene Ontology annotation, biological process: protein transport. The transcript is spliced from 13 exons. The record is from RefSeq and is a predicted model, not a curated record. Lineage: Eukaryota; Viridiplantae; Streptophyta; Magnoliopsida; Asterales; Asteraceae.